UGGUGAGAGGAAAUGUUUUCAAAAUGUCUCUACAAGUGGGGUAAUUAUGUUUCAAAUAUUCAUUGCACUAGAUGGUGCUGUUAAAUAUUUCUUCGCUUUUUCCAAUAUCCGCGUGCCUUUGAAAUUGAAUCCUGCCCGAAAGGAACUGCUUGUCAGCAAGGCUGGAGUCGUUUCUGGACGAUUUGGAAGUACUGUCCAGAAUCAGAAAAAACCUUUAUUUGGAUAAAAAGUGACGACCCUGUUGGCAAGCAAGAAGUUUCACUUUCUGUGUUUUGUUUUGUGAAAAUAUUGAGUAACAGACUGGUCCUUUAGCGUUGAAAAUGGGUAGGUCAAAGUCACCAUCUCAUUCAUCGAGAUCAAACUCACGGUCUCAUUCAUCCGCGAGAUCAAGAUCACAACCAAGGAGAAAAAGAUACAGCUCCAGGUCACGUUCAAGAACAUAUUCUAGAUCUCGCAGUAGAGAGCGUGUCUACAACAGAGAUUUUCGCAGAGAUUACAGAAAUAAUAGAGGUAUAAGAAGCCCAUAUGGCUUUAGAGGAAGAACAAGAGGCUAUUAUCAAGGUGGUGGCAGAUAUUAUCGUGGUGGUUAUAGACCCAUGUGGAACCGAAGAUACUCUCGAAGUCCAAGGCGUGAUCGUUCACGAUCCAGGAGUCCAAAAAGGCGGUCUGUAUCAUCUCCGAGAUCUAGGAGUCGAUCAAGGCGCUCCUACAAAUCAUCCCCCUCUCAAAGGUCCUCUUCUUCCCAUUCCUCUUCACAGUACAGCAAGUCUCCAGUGAUAAAAAUUCACACAACCCAGGAUAAACAGGGCCAAAAGACAGAAAGCUAUAAUCAAUCAGAAAGCCCUCCAAAUAAGUCAAGUGAUGAGCAGAAGGAUGCAUUUGACCCUUCUGAGCCUCUUGAUGAACUUGGUUCCCGUUCUGCCUUUCCUGUUAUCACUGUGGUCCGCUGUACUAAAGACACUCUUUCUCAGAAUAUACAUUCUAUUGAUCAUAGUCCAGAAAUAUCUGCUUCUCGAGGAAAUGGUUCAAAUCGCUACAGUCCAUCACAGAACAGCCCACUUCAGAUCAUUCCUUGUAAGAGUCCAGCAAAGUCUGUGCUAACUCAGAACCCUCUGGAGGAAAGCCAUUCACGCUAUUCAUUUUACGCAGACGCCACUGAAGAGCAUACAAAUGAUACAAAGUUUUUUAACAGGUUUACAGAUGAAGAAAAUAAGUUGUUUCCUAUAGAAAAAAGUGCUAACAAGGAAAAGGGAACCUGUAAAGAAAAGGCAACAGACAAAACAAAGAAAGGAGGCAGCAUUGUUUGGGAUGAACAAGUUGCUUUAGAUUAUUUUUUGGAGAAAGAGCCUGGCAAUUCCCAGUUUUUAACUAAUUCUGAAAGUGACGAUUUAGAGGAGCCAGAGGACUAUAGACAAUUUAGAAAGUCAGUCCUUGCAGAUCAGGGUAAGGGACUGUCAUCUGUAUCUAGUUGGAAUUAUGAAGAAGAGGAUUCAAAGUACAAGACCAAGGGUUUGACAAGAGUUUCUAAAGAGGGUGAAAAGUUUAAGGACAUAAAAGGUAGUAAAAGUGGGGAGCAAAUUGCAAAAGAGAAGCACAAAGUCGCUCAGAGCCAUACAAUUAAGAAAGUCGCUCAGAGACAUACAAUUAAGAAAGACACACUGUCCCCUGAUCAGCUAAAGUUAGAAAAGACUAAAGACAUUUUUAGUUACAGCCUUUCUUUACAUUCAAGUAAUGUGAAAGAGAAAAUUAUUUUCAGGGAGGAAAGCCCUGUGAGGAUGAGAAUUGUAGCCACUGAAUCUCUACUCCCUGAAGUCAAACUUCGAAUUAUCACAGUCCCACUUGAUGACUGCAGAGCACCCUGUUUGGAUGAUAGACUUCUAGGCAGUACUCUUAUUCAUUCUGUCAAGAAAGUACAGGACUUCCGAACCAUCUUUGACCAUCUAAAGGUUUCCUUCACCAGCAAAACAUCUCCGGAAUCCUAUAUGAACCAUGUUGUGUCUUUAGUUCAUCAUGUAAAAGAGCAUUACUUCAAGGGUUGUGGGAAGACUCUCAAUGAGAGGUUUACAGACUAUCAGAAAGACACAGUGGACCAUGUCAGCCACCUAAAGAGGCCGGAGAUACAUAGGGUGAUAGACAUCUUUCCUUAUAUUCCUAAGUACCGAAUGGAAGAUGAAGACAAAGCUAUAAAGAAAGAGACAGCAAAGGUUGAGAAAAAGCAAAAGAGUAGUUUGUCUGAUCAGCGAGGUGAAGUCCACCGCAAAAAGGAGCAUGGUAAAGAACGUGUAGACCUCGCAAGUUCCAGGGAAUCCAGCAGUUCUCAAAAGAAAGAAAAAACACAAAAAGAAUUCAAGGAGUUCAAAAUCUUCAAGGAGGAAUGUAAACGCAAAAAGGAUUUGGAACCACCCCAUUCUCCUUCAUCAGGUGAAGAAAAAGAUUUAACGAAGGUGAGUGAAGAAGAGUUUAAAGACCCUCCAGAGACCAAAGAAUAUCCUGGAUACACAGGAAUUGGCAGAAGUAGGGGGACAUUGUUCCGAAUUAGAGGCAGAGGCCGUGCUCGAGGGGUGUUUGCUGGAGCAAGUACUGGUACUGUGAAUACAAACACAACUUUCCAAAAACGGCCUAAAGAAGAGGAGUGGGACCCAGAAUAUACUCCUAAAAGCAAGAAGUAUUUCCUGCAUGAUGAUCGAGAUGAUGGAGUAGAUUAUUGGGCAAAGAGAGGAAGAAGCCGGGGAAACUUCCAGCGUGGCAGAAGUCGGUUCCCUUUUAAAAAAUCAGGUAGCAGUCCCAAAUGGACACAUGAUAAAUAUCAAAUGGAUGAACAUUUAGAGGAUGAAGAUGAAACAAUGGAGGAUAGAAACAAAGAAGAAAAGGACUGAUUUGCGAAAGAAAACCAACUACUAAAACAGUUACUCGUGUUAUGUGGUCUUUAUUUUCUUUUAAUUUUGCUGGUAGAAAAAUACUUCGAUUGCAACAAAAUUUUAGGAGACUGCAAUAGCUCCCCCAUUAUGCAACAACUACAUGGAAGAAAACCCCUAGCCAUUAUUAACAGUUAAAGAAAAAUCUGAUUUUAAGAUUAUUUUAAGUAUUAAUGUUAAGUUUGUUAUACUUGUGUACAGAUAUGUGGAAAAGAUUAAUACUGUCAGUUUCUUUUAUCUGUCAAGUUUGUUUUCCUGUGUGUUCAACAGUUCAUAUAUAAUUUUUAAAGGAAAUAUUGUGUUUCUUUAAAGGAAUCGUACUAAUUCA
Messenger RNA from Xenopus laevis (African clawed frog), 3243 nucleotides. It is a transcript of the gene bclaf1.S, whose product is annotated as BCL2 associated transcription factor 1 S homeolog. Gene Ontology annotation, biological process: positive regulation of transcription by RNA polymerase II. The transcript is spliced from 13 exons. NCBI's taxonomy places the organism in Eukaryota, Metazoa, Chordata, Amphibia, Anura, Pipidae. Gene Ontology annotation, molecular function: transcription coregulator activity; DNA binding. Gene Ontology annotation, cellular component: mediator complex; nucleus. The record is from RefSeq and is a predicted model, not a curated record. Bases 321 to 2876 code for a protein of 851 amino acids.